Molecule: messenger RNA, 504 nt
Organism: Poecilia reticulata (guppy)
Lineage: Eukaryota; Metazoa; Chordata; Actinopteri; Cyprinodontiformes; Poeciliidae
Source: RefSeq, a predicted model, not a curated record
GGAAGGAAAGCGAGCAGCAGGGGGAGAAGAGAGGCCACGGUCCGAGCUGAGAGGGAGGGAGAGAGAGAAGAGAGCGGUGGGAGGACACGGUCAGGGCUCCACGUCCUGCUUCUCCUCCUCGGUGCGCACACGGGGGUGGCGAAGAGCCAGGGCGGCGAAGCAGGUUGCUGAAUUCCUCCACCUUUACCCCCGUUUUGUUUCUUCUUUCUUCCUCGGAGCGGACGCAGAACGAAGCCUGGGACUAUGGAGGAUGUGUACCCCUACAGCCGCAGCCCAGUCUGGGAGGAACUGGAGCCGGAGAAAGGGGCGGUGUCGUCCGGCGCGGGGGUGCAUGCCCAUGUGGUGGGCGCUGUCGCCGGCAGCGGGGCGGCGGACGAGUCUUCCGACAGCGAGGCAGAGCAGGAAGGCCCCCAGAAGCUGAUCCGGAAAGUGUCCACCUCUGGACAGAUCAGGAGCAAGGUAAGAAACAUCUGCCUAGAUAUUUGAACGUCCUCUCUGUAUGUA